Guyanagaster necrorhizus is the source of this 1181-nucleotide messenger RNA. RefSeq lists its product as uncharacterized. Gene Ontology annotation, molecular function: protein binding. The transcript has 2 exons. The record is from RefSeq and is a predicted model, not a curated record. NCBI's taxonomy places the organism in Eukaryota, Fungi, Basidiomycota, Agaricomycetes, Agaricales, Physalacriaceae. The coding region runs from base 232 to 1056 and encodes 274 amino acids.
UUGACUGAUACUGAUACUGAUCCCAUAUCCAGGAGUUUUCAUUAGUAACGGGGAAUACAUUACUGUAUUUCUGUCCCGUCUGCUCCACCAUCUGAUCUGCCUCCAUGGUACCCAUGGCUACUGAGUGCGUAUCGUAUUGAAUGCUUGAAUCACGCACAGCCAUUAUAAGAUGGUCAUGAUAGGUCGUCAGGGCACUCACGACGACUUCUAGGCCCCCUAUUCACACUAGAGAUGGCGCUAAACAUUUUGAGCUUGGUGGACGACCCGAAGACGCUAGGAAGGGCGUCACAACUCAGCCGACAUUGGGGGAAGCUCGUGGAGGAUGAGGCUGUGUGGAGGAGGAUGUGUAGGCUUUGGGAGUUUGGGUCCCCCGUGCAGAGAGCUUUUCUGGAUGAUGGGGAUGACGAUGAUGAUAUAUGGGGGCAGGGAAGGAAAAAGCAGAGACAUCGUUUCAGCACGUUGCUCUUUUCCUACAAAUCCCAUUUCAAGUACUCGUACUCGACCAUGAUGAACUGGCGCUAUGGCGGCCGCCUGCUUCGUGCCCACCGUGUGCCGGUAGUCAAUCCAACGAACGGCGUUAUCACCUCCAUCGCCUUGGAUGAUGAUUGGGUGGUGGUCGGACUCGCAAAUUCGCGAAUACAUGUGUUCAGUACUUGGACGGGUGUUUUGGCUCGAACUCUUGUGGGCCACGAAUCCGACAUUUGGGGGGUGCACUUGGUCAGUUGCGGAGGGAGAAGGAGAAAGAGGGAAGAGAGCCUGGGGAUGGAGGAGGAUGGCGAGGAGUGGAAUAUUCCUCAUUCGCUGCGAGUUGCCCUCGGUUUAGAGGGCGAAAUCGACAAGGAGGAUAGCGACGACGACGACGACACUAAGAACCCCCAUUUCGGGGUUUGUGGUGCGUCUGAAGGAUGGGGCCAGCCAAACUCUCUCGUCGUCAGCGGCGGCUGCGACAAGGUUAUACGGGUCCGGAUACUGCAUAUACGUCUUGUAUGGACAUACGUCGACGAUACGGUGCAUCGAUGCCGCAGAAUCGACCGAUUGCAGUUAGUGGGCGAGUGAUCACAUUCUCACUAUCGUCAUACAGUGUGCUGCACCGUAUCUCUGCGCACGAUUCGAGCGUGACGAGUUUGUAGUUCGAUAGACGGUGGCUCGUGAUGGGCGGGAAUGACGAGCGGGCGAAGUUG